AAGCCUCCCUCUGUAGAUUCUCAGCCCAUGCUGCUCUGUGGCACCCUCCAUCUAUCAGACAAUGGUACAGCCUGGAGUGAGGUGUGGGCAGCCAUUCCUGAGUCACAUCCCCAGGUGCUACAACUGCUGGCCGGCAGUCAGGCUGGCAGAGUGCUGCACACCAUCCCUCUCUCUGGCUGUCAUGUAAUGGUGCCAGACGGCGAGACGAGGCAGGAAGCAGGGAGCUACCAGCAUGUGUGGAAGAUACAUCAGGGUCCACAGACCUGGUGGCUGAGCGCCUCCUCCACAAAGCUGCGGCAGUGCUGGCUGGAAGCUCUGAGCAAUGCUGCGUGUGGGGACAUGGGUGGGGACAGACCGGAUGCCUCACAGCCCCAGGCUGCAGCAAUCGCUGACACUCCAUGAGCCUCCAACUGUCCUUCACGCUAUUGUGUUUGGCCUGUGUUCUUUUAUGGGUGACCUUAGAAGUCACACGAAGGGAUGAGGACUCCUGUGAGCACUGAGGAUGGACUGAUGGCCCAGAGAAGAGUAGCUACGGGUCCAAGAUCACUCAGCAAGUCUUAGACAAGAGUUGGGCUCCUAGCUCUAGCCCCAGCGUUGUGAUCAGAGCCGGGAAGAAUGUCCCCUACAAAGCAAAUGUCAUCUGAGCUGGUUGAGUGAUGGUACCAGCUCUCAAAGGCACAAGGAGGCUGGAUGGGCUCUGCCCAAGAGCCAUCAUGUCCAACCUGGUGUGACGUCACUCUUGGAAAGGCAGAGCUGUCUGUGGCCUGACCUGGCCUUUGUCCAUCUAUGCACUGUGUGACCUGCUCCUCUGGGCUUCACUUCCACACUCUGCCCUCUCGUGAAACACUGCUUGUCUACUAUUCCUGCUGAGGCCUCGAAGGGCAAGGAGCAAGGGACUUCUUAUCCCACCAUUCCCAAACAGCCACACUCAGAGACUGCGGGGAAGCCAGCCCUAAACCACGUGUGGCAGGUUUGUGAGGUUCCAGACCGGCCCCUCUGUGAGCAGGUGCCAUGCUUGUCGGCAUAAAUGAGUUCUGGCUGUCACAAGUGGCACAGCCUCGGCACCUUCAACCCCACCUUUCCAGGGUUCCCCUCAAGGCAAGUGCUAGUAGAAGAAUGUGUACAAAGGUGACAAAAUGGCAUGGACCAAACAUUUGUGAUACAGAGCAGUUCUGCAACCCUGAUGCUGGAGGGUGAGCAGCUAAGCCGUAUAACAAGGGUAGGGGUGCUGGCACUCAAUAUGUGAGGACGUGACAAAGGUCACAGGGCUCAGGAUGCUGUUUGCCUCUUGGGGAGUAGGAAAUGUAGGCCAGUGAUGGUCCUUCAGGAUUCCAACCCUGUAGCAUCAGCACGGCACUGUGUGGGGACAACCGGGCAAGCAUAAGAGACAACCACCGGGUGGGGUGGGGUGUAGAGCCAGAAAUGGGUGCUGGUUAUAGGUGACACUGGGAAGUACAGAUGAGACGGGGCCUCAAGUGCGAUGGGGACCGGGGUUGGGGGACCCAGGUAAGGUAGGGUGGGGAAGAAGUCAAGUGGGUUGGAGCAGAAGUGAGGUGGAAGGGGCAGAGGUGAGAUGCAUGGGGCAGGGGUGCAUGGACAGGGUACAAGCAAGGUGAAACAAGGUGGGCAGGGUGCCCGUGAGGUGUCAGGGCACAGCUGAGUCCACGCUAGAGACCCCUGGACUGCUUAUGAGCUGCCUUGGGAUUGCUUGCAAACACUUGCAAAAACGCUCCGAUGUACACUCACCGUCUAGGUGAGCAAAACAGGCAGAGCACCUCCACACUGGGAGGAACACAUUAGGAACCACAGCGAAGUCCUCACCCACCAAGUUCCAGAUGGGGCAGUGCUGAAGGUGGCCCAGGUGGAACAAGGAGCAGAGGAGGUGCUUUCCUUGACUCGGCACACUGCAUGGCGGACACGGCGGGACCGGCGCCAGCCUUCAGCCUCUGGCCACACUGUUUCUUCCUCCUGCUCAUAGAGGUGCUGGCCCUUGCAGUUCAAGGAUUCCAAGUGUGGAUCCUCUGAAGAAUCAGAGCCUGGGGAGGACGCAUCCUGCCUCCGGGAUGCGGACUAGUCAGCCUGAAGUGGGGGGGGCUCCUGGUGUUACCUAAGCAGAAAGGGGUGUAAGUUACCUUUCUUGUUGCUGUAACAAAAUGUUAGACAAAAGCACCUCACAGAAGAAAGGGUUUACUUGGCUCACAGUUUGAGGGUACGGUCUGUCAUGGUGAACACGUGGCCGCACGAGUGCUGGCUGUAUUCUUUCCGUGGUCAGGAAGCAGAGGGAUGGAUGGCUGCUUUCUCCUUUUCAUUCAUUCCAGGAUCCUAAGCGGUGGAACGCUGCUGUUCACAUUUAGGCUGUGUUUUCUCUUCUCAAUUAAACCUUUCUGGAAACACCCUAAUGACAUGGCCAGAAUUUUGUCUUCUUGGUGAUGGUGAAUCCCACCAGGCUGACAAUACCAUCUCAAGUCCACCCCUUGUCAAUUUGACACUCAAACACAUCACUUUUAAAGCGUAACAUUCUGACCUUGGAAAGCCUCAUGUUCAUUUCAUAAAGCAAUAUGCAUUUAGCCUGUCUUCUAGAACUUGCAAACUCUUCACGGUUCUAAUUAACGCGCCUCCCACCCUCCCAAGGGGUAAGUGCAGAGACUCUGCUGAGUCUCGGGCAAUCUAACUGUGAGCUCCUGUGAAAUUAAAAAACAAAUAAACAAAGUAAACCACAAGCUA
This is a messenger RNA of Psammomys obesus (fat sand rat), 2724 nucleotides long. RefSeq names its product FYVE, RhoGEF and PH domain-containing protein 3. Gene Ontology annotation, molecular function: metal ion binding; guanyl-nucleotide exchange factor activity. Lineage: Eukaryota; Metazoa; Chordata; Mammalia; Rodentia; Muridae. The record is from RefSeq and is a predicted model, not a curated record. Gene Ontology annotation, cellular component: cytoplasm. Gene Ontology annotation, biological process: filopodium assembly; cytoskeleton organization.